This is a messenger RNA of Caenorhabditis auriculariae, 843 nucleotides long. The record is from the annotation of a GenBank genome assembly. NCBI's taxonomy places the organism in Eukaryota, Metazoa, Nematoda, Chromadorea, Rhabditida, Rhabditidae.
AUGAAGGCUUCAAUCGGCAUUCUGCUCUUGGGUUUGGUGGCCACCAUCAUCGCCAGCCCCGACGACGCCGAAGAUGACUCUGCCGCGAAAAUUGCAUCUGAUCUCCAAAACUUGGAGAAAGCUGACGUCUCUUCCGACAGCCCUAGACGGAAGUUUAUUGAACUUUUUGAUCUUCCGGUAUUCAUCAAGUUCAUUAGUAAGAGUUGACAUUUAAGCAGAUAGACGAGGAAUAUGAAAGAAAAGUGAAGUAUGUCCGUCGCGAGAUCGUCAAAUUUUUCCUAAAGAUCCGGUCGGAGACACUGCCUCGUGAUUUGCCUCCUUGGUUAGCUGCCGCUUUGGAUAAACGAGCUGUAAGUCCCAUUGUACUUUUUUUCUUUUCCAGAUCAUGAUAAAAUAGCAGAAAGUCAAAAAUGGAAAGUUGUGAGAUUGGUGAGGACCUUGUUUUGGGAACAGGAACAAAAUUAUUUUUCUUUUUUUUUUAGUUGGUUCAAGGAGUCUCUAAUAGACCAAAACUAUUCUUUUCUUCAGUCGCGCAUUAAAAUAAAAGCCGACAAAAUAAAAGCUAAAAAAUCUUUUUCUUUUUUUUUUGGUUUGGACAUCCUAAAAACAUCCUAAUGUUUUUUUUUUAUUAACAGUGGAUACGAAAUUGCAUUUUUCUCUCUUUUUGCGUCAAAUAUAUUUUUUUCCACCGAUAAUUCCAGUUAGUAUAUAAUUGUGCUCGUUUUUAAUUCAAACGAUUAGCACCAAAAAUCUUUAACUUAUUUUCUUAUCCAGCAAAAAAUAGAAAAUCUUCGUGGACCAAAAAGUUCCUUCAAAAAUAUUUUACAGGAGAGUUCUCAUUGA